Molecule: messenger RNA, 4360 nt
Organism: Betta splendens (Siamese fighting fish)
Lineage: Eukaryota; Metazoa; Chordata; Actinopteri; Anabantiformes; Osphronemidae
Gene: fndc5a
Product: fibronectin type III domain containing 5a
Exons: 7
Coding region: 607-1248 (213 amino acids)
Molecular function (GO): protein binding
Source: RefSeq, a predicted model, not a curated record
UAGUAAUUCGGAGCAGUGCCUCAGCGAGUGGGCACGUGAGGCAGGAGGAUGAGAGAGAGAGAGAGGAAGGAAGGGCUCCCGGUGGCGGCUCUGCACUGGAUCCGCCGAGCUCGGCCCCGGCUGCUCCGCUUCUGGAGCCCUGAAUUAUUACAGCUGGCGUAGCGUGAAGGCGCUUUGAAAUGUGCGGGACUGAAGUGCGGCCGAGCGGCGCCGAGCACCCCCUCCAGCAGCACCAGUGGCAGCAGUAGAAGAAGAGCGGGCGCUCUGGAGCGCAGUUGGAGGACCGACGACGCAUAUAAACAACGCCGGGCUCGGGAGCGGUCGCUAGUGUGGAGCUGCUCCCCGUCUGGCGGCCGGUCGCGUGCGGGGGGCUCGCGGAGCUGCCGGUGAGCGAGCGGAGGCGCCGUCGCCGGUGCCGCUGUCCGAGGUGCUGAACGGCCGCACGCCGAGGAGCCCGCCUUUGUUCGCGUCGUUGCCAGGCGAGGCGACGCGCACGAGCCGCCGCGGACGCCGUGCGGCUCGACACGGGGCGCAGCGCCCCGGCGGCGAACGCGGCGCCCCCCGGCCAGAGUAAAUGGGACCGCACGUCGUCCGAGCGGUCGAAAUAUGGAGAGAUUUGUCCUGCUCGUUCUCGGCUGCCUCGGCGUCCCUCGAGUCACAGCGGAUAGCCUGUCUCCGCCCGUCAAUGUGACCAUCAGAGCCCUGAAGGCCAACUCUGCCGUGGUGACAUGGGACAUCCCAGAGGGGGACUCCGUCAUCGGUUUCGCCAUCACACAGCAGAAAAAAGACGUGCGCAUGCUGCGAUUCAUCCAGGAGGUCAACACGACCACACGCUCCUGUGCAUUAUGGGACCUGGAGGAAGAGACCGACUACAUUGUGCACGUCCAGUCCAUCAGCAUGUCUGGGACGAGCCCGCUGAGCGAAGCCAUGCGCUUUCGAACGCCCAAAGAGGCCGAGACUCAGGCUUCUAAGAGUAAAGACGAGGUGACGAUGGAGGAGGUGGGUCAGAGCACGCAGCUGAGGGCCGGGGAGCUCAUCAUCAUCGUGGUGGUCCUGAUCAUGUGGGCAGGUGUGAUCGCGCUCUUUUGUCGCCAGUACGACAUCAUCAAAGACAAUGAGCCCAACAACAACAAGGACAAGGCCAAAAACUCCUCGGAGUGCAGCACGCCCGAACACCCCACGGGUGGGCUGCUGCGCAGUAAGUUCGACGACAACAGGACGCCAUCUGUCAACAUCAUCGAGGUGUGACCGCCGGGACGUCGUCUUCUUGACCCAAAAGACUUUUGUGGUCUCACAGAGGACGGAGCCCGUCUUAGGCCCAUCUGCUCAGACGAUGAGGCUGGGACUCCGGGGCCCUGAGGCGGCGCCCGCUCUGGGCCGGGCCGGCCCGGCGCCGGUCUGAGGAGAGGGACCGGCGGCUGUUCUCAACCAGAGGGGGCACCGGCGCUUGUGCUCAAGCGGCACCGGCAGAUCAUCUCAACCCCAGGGACCAAAGCUGAGACGGAGGCAGAGAGCUUCUACUUUCUGCUCCUCCGUCGCUCUUCUUCUCUUUCCCAUAUUUUAGUGGCCUCCCAGUGUCCACACUGAACUCUCCUGUAUCUGGGCAUCCACUUUGUCAAUGUCACCCCUUCAACUGUCUUCACUCAACUGUUUUAUAGAGUCCUGUAUUAUCUAGAUGAUUAAGCAAUGUCACUGUAGUGCUACCACUUUAACAUUUAACCUCAAAACCGUCUUACAAUUCCAGUAUUUGUUAUUAUUUCUAUUCCUAGUGGGCAGAAACUCCUCUCUGUCCCAUAGGAGGUGUUUUCAAUUUUGGAGAUAUAUAUAUAUAUAUACGCAUACAAAGGGAUGUGGUGCCCUCAAGUUUGCCAUUCUUUUACUUUUUCCUUGUUUUUAUUCUACAUUUCUAAAAUGUGACAUUCCACAACCAGAUUGAGACCUUUAGUAUCUCUUUGUGUCUUUCUCUCUGAGGUUCAUGAAUUUUAUUACGCUGGAAUAAAGACCCGCCAUAACGGAGUGAAUUGAUCUUCUUAGAGAACAAUGGGGCCGAACUCUGCGCCCACGGCGACUAACGAGACCCCUUAACUCAGCAAUAACUACCUCCACUACCUAGUGGAGUGCAGAAGCGAGGACUCGAACUCCGUAGCCACUUUGAGCAAAACCCGACCCCCAGCAUGCAACGUACAGGCAGAUUAACAGGCUGCACGGACAGUUUGGGGGAAUUAAUCGGGAGCCUGCUUUCCAGACGAUCCCGCUCUUGAACUUCCUGAGAGCUGCUGUAAAAACCUUGUUUUCCAAUAAUGAGCAUGGGGGAAAAAAAUCAAACACCUUUUAAUAGGCCCAACCUUCACCCUCGAGACGUCUCUGUGACGGAUGUCACCAUCCUAGAAGGGCUUAAAUCCUUUUACAUUCAGUUUUAACAUCACAGAGGCUAAAAACCACACAGGAUCAAGUGUUGCCAUAUAAUGUUGUGUAAACCACAAUGGAACGUGUCUGAAGACAGUAAAUGACAUUUGAGGGCUGAUUCAAACUCAGAAGUACUGCCUUAACAUAUAUAUUUUGAUUUCCCUAAUAAGAAAUACAGCCUGUAUUUCACAGUUGUCAUAACCCUUGUUUCCAACUUGUGUUCCAAUGUGUGACUUUACUGAUGGAGACCAGGCAGGGCCUGAACAUGUGGACGACAUGGGUGGAUCUUAACGUGUAUAUAGGCUUUCUAUUUCAUUGUUGUACCGUCGCAGACUUUUUAGUGAAACAUAGACCUACAGUAUAAUUCAAAUCCAGUAAAAUGUAGAUUUUUAUUGUUUUUGCUGAUACGAAGCUGUCAGUUUGUCAAAGCGCUCUUCUUCUGACAUGCAUUCGUCAUUAUACCAUUACGCUGUUUACGCCCAAUAAGCGAUGGCUUGUUUCUCUGGUUCAAAUGGCUGAUAUCCAUUCAGCUGUUGGGAAUCUCAACAGGCAGGAGGGUAAAGAUUUGUUCUGCACCGCCUCAUUGUGCCGUAGCUUCGUACAUGCUGAAGAGAGAGAGCAAUGGUGGGAUGUAACCACUUCUAUUAACAGGAGUAGGAACCUCGAGAAACCUAAAUAAACGCUGAUUCAUAUUAGCGGCAAAAAUUGAUUUAUGUAUUAUAUAUUUUAUUAAAAUCAAUUUAUUAAAAAAAGAGAGAGGACAGAUACACAGAGUCUGUGAUAAACAGGUUUAGCCAUUGCCAGGAUGAAUAUAAAAAUAUGGGACAUAUGUUCUUGAAACUGCUGUAUUACUCAGAGUGAUCAGAUAUUUCUGUAGCUGAAGACUAAAAGCUUGUUUUUCCCCACAGAUCAACGCACCAAUAGCAGCUUAUCGAAUCUAUCUGCAUCCGACCACGACAAUCCUCCUCAGACAAUUUCUUCAAUUUAAACAGGAAUCCCUCUGGAUCUUUACACCCUAUGAGUAAAUAUUAACCCAUGGACAACAGAUUCCACUUCAUGUUCAUUUUCUACUCCAAAUUAGGAUCCACACUGUUGCUAUUGUAAAUACUCAUUUGCAUUACAGGUGUGAAUGAAGGGCUGUAGUGUCCAACUUCACAGUUAAAGACACACUUUGACCAGUUUUCUUUAUCCUAGUUAUGGUACGUACAAAUACAGACACUUAUCUGUACGUCAACAAGUAAGACUGGAAACAUGGUUGUUGUUCCACCUGAAAACGGCCUAGAGGUGAAGUCACAGUAAUAAGCGGCUGUGCAACAUCUGCUCUUACACCAAAGGAAGUGUGACCAAGGCAAACCAAAGCAGGUCGCCGCAGUCCGCUCUUUUAGCCAUAUAUCGAACGAUCAUUAGGAAUUUAAAUUGUUUAUAGACGUAACGACAUCCAUCGUCCACAGAUUGAAAAUCAUUGAACUUGAUUACACUUGGACAAAUGGGGACUAAGAAAUCAACAUUCCACUCGAUCCCUCUAGUGUCUGACUGCUCUUUUAAAACCAGGGUUUUAUUUUUCGAUCAAAGACACAAAAUGUUUUCUCUGUAUGUAUGAAAUGAUGCAUGGAAAAAAUGCUGAGUCACAAUAAUGAACUAUCCUCCAUGUGUGUUAAUAGGCGUGUAGUUUAAAUGAAAACGCACACGCCGGGUGACCGAGUCCAACUAUUAUACUAUGAAUUCAUAAACGUAGGAAUGAUACACACAAAGCAGCAUGGUUUAGAGAAAUGAACCGCUUUGUUAAUGCUAUCAUGUUUCUAAUCAUUGUAUGACGUAUACAGCAGUAAUUGCUUAAUGAGGGCUAGCAUGGUUUAACUAUUAUGCACAAGGUUACACAGCUUCAAAUAUGAAGUCUAUGGUGUAUGUUUACUUGUGUAUGCGUAAAUAAAAGAUAAAUAUUUUCCACAAUGAG